GUCCCGGGGCAGCGUACUCUCGAAGCCGGCUACCCAGUGGAGUCUGGCCUGGCCAGCAGGCUCCAUGGCGGCGCCACUAGUGUCCCGGUUGCUGCGGCGGGUCCUCAGCUCCAGAGUCCGGAGCUGCAGCUCGGGGGCUCCGGUGACGCAGCCACGCCCUGGGGAGCCCUCCCAACCUGCCGUGGAGGAGCCAUCCAGGCGGAGGCAGUUCCUGAGGGAGCAUGCAGCCCCCUUCUCUGCCUUCCUCACCGACAGCUUCGGCCGGCGACACAUCUACCUGCGCAUCUCCCUCACCGAGAAGUGCAACCUUAGAUGUCAAUACUGCAUGCCCGAGGAAGGUGUCCCACUGACCCCCAAGGCUGACCUGCUGACCACUGAGGAGAUCCUGACCCUCGCACGGCUCUUUGUGAAGGAAGGCGUAGAUAAGAUCCGGCUCACGGGUGGAGAGCCGCUCAUCCGGCCAGAUGUGGUGAACAUCGUGGCCCAUCUCCUGGCCUCAGCAAGAACAAGCAGCCUGAUACCCCUUCCUGUUGUCUCUCCAGCCCAGCUCCGCCAACUGGAGGGGCUGAGGACCAUUGGCAUCACCACCAACGGCAUCAACCUGGCCCGGCUGCUGCCUCAGCUUCAGAAGGCUGGUCUCAGUGCCAUCAACAUCAGCCUGGACACACUGGUGCCUGCCAAGUUUGAGUUCAUCGUCCGCAGGAAAGGCUUCCACAAGGUCAUGGAGGGCAUCCACAAGGCCAUCGAGCUGGGCUACAGCCCUGUGAAGGUGAACUGUGUGGUGAUGCGAGGCCUGAAUGAGGACGAACUCCUGGACUUCGUGGCCUUGACCAAAGGACUCCCUCUGGACGUGCGCUUCAUAGAGUACAUGCCCUUUGAUGGCAACAAGUGGAACUUCAAGAAGAUGGUCAGCUACAAGGAGAUGCUGGAUACCCUCCGGCAGCGGUGGCCGGAGCUGGAGAAGCUGCCCGAGGAGGAAUCCAGCACAGCCAAGGCCUUUAAGAUCCCUGGCUUCCAAGGCCAGGUCAGCUUCAUCACAUCCAUGUCGGAGCAUUUCUGUGGGACCUGCAACCGGUUGCGAAUCACGGCCGAUGGGAACCUCAAGGUCUGCCUCUUUGGAAACUCGGAAGUAUCCCUGCGUGAUCACCUGCGGGCGGGGGCCUCUGAGGAAGAGCUGCUGAGCAUCAUCGGGGCUGCCGUGGGCAGGAAGAAGCGGCAGCACGCAGGCAUGUUCAACAUUUCCCAGAUGAAGAACCGGCCCAUGAUCCUCAUCGAGUUAUUUUUGACGCUCCAGGAUUCCCCACCAGCCGUUCUGAGCAUCUCCUUCAGGGAUUCCCUCCAUGUUCAGGGUCUGAGACACAGAGUGAGUCGCUCCCACCAGAUGGUGACUUUGUGGGAAGGAGGCGGGGUCCCACAGACCCCUCUCCUGGCCCAGUGGUGGCUGGGAGCUGGCCUCCCUCAGAGACACUACAGUUCCCACCCAGACUCAGAUGCCAACCCAAAGUGCCUUAGCCCAGAGCCCCAGGCUCCUGCCACACCCUCAGGACCUCUGCCAGCCUCAGGCCAACUAACCCAUGUAGACACAGAAGGACGGGCGGCUAUGGUGGAUGUAGGCGGGAAGCCAGACACAGAGCGUGUGGCUGUGGCCUCAGCUGUAGUCCUCCUUGGGCCUGUGGCCUUCAGGCUCGUCCAGGAGAACCAGCUCAAGAAGGGGGAUGCCCUGGUGGUAGCCCAGCUGGCUGGCGUCCAGGCGGCCAAGCUGACCAGCCAGCUGAUUCCUCUGUGCCACCACGUGGCCCUGAGCCACGUCCAGGUGCGGCUGGAGCUGGACAGUGCACGCCAGGCCGUGGUGAUCGAGGCAUCUUGCCGGGCUCGGGGCCCCACUGGGGUGGAGAUGGAGGCCCUGACCUCAGCUGCCGUGGCUGCCCUCACCCUGUACGACAUGUGCAAGGCCGUCAGCAGGGACAUAGUGUUGGAGGAGAUCAAGCUCAUUAGCAAGACUGGGGGUCAGCGGGGGGACUUCCGUAGGACUUAGAGCUCCUGGCCCAGCGAAGUCAAGAGAUGGGAUGCAAUUUCAGCCAAGGGAAAGAAAUGUCAAGUUCCUUUUAACCCCGUCACUGGUUACCUUCAACCGGUAGGAACUCAAGGUCAGCCUACCCCUCUACUGCUAGCUGACCUCCACUGACCUUUUUAUUCAGAGAGGAAACUAGCAGGCCCUUCUGCCUUCCUGGACCCUGAGGUCAUGGGAGGGGUCCGCAGCGAGCAAGGCUGGGUGACGGGAAAUCCCAUUGGGUGAUUAGUGGACUCUGAGACACUCACUUUCAGAAGGUCGAGCCUGUGACUUCCACUUCUUGCUUGGGUUUUCUCUUCUCCUACUUCCUGGGAGAGUAAGGGCUCUCUAAGCAGAGGAAGCCACCCUGAGGAGCACAACUGGCACUGAAACUGGAGCACGGCCUCUGAGCAGCAACGCCCUUUCCCUGCCUCUCCACCAACCUCCUUUGAAAGAGCUGGUUCUCCCUUCUUAUUGCCUGAGUCUGUGUCCCGUCAGACAUGCGGGCUUUUGGUUUAACAGUCACACCAUCCUGCCACCUCCUUUCUCUCCGCAACCCCAACCGCCCCACCCCCAUCUUAAGCAGAAUCCAUUCACGUGGGCCACAGCCCUGAGGCCUCCUGACCAAGCGCACACCCCCACCUGCCCUGUGCACUGCCACCCUCCCACCCACCACCCACACCCCUUCAUCCUGACACAUCAGGGAAGGAAGAGCACUGAAGAUGGCCUUCACCCUCCGCGCACAAAAUAAAGCCACGAUGCCAACUUUGGA
This is a messenger RNA of Camelus dromedarius (Arabian camel), 2822 nucleotides long. It is a transcript of the gene MOCS1, whose product is annotated as molybdenum cofactor synthesis 1. Bases 65 to 2035 code for a protein of 656 amino acids. Gene Ontology annotation, molecular function: metal ion binding; 4 iron, 4 sulfur cluster binding; cyclic pyranopterin monophosphate synthase activity. Gene Ontology annotation, biological process: Mo-molybdopterin cofactor biosynthetic process. The record is from RefSeq and is a predicted model, not a curated record. The transcript has 11 exons. Lineage: Eukaryota; Metazoa; Chordata; Mammalia; Artiodactyla; Camelidae.